Messenger RNA from Rattus norvegicus (Norway rat), 1142 nucleotides. The record is from RefSeq and is a predicted model, not a curated record. Lineage: Eukaryota; Metazoa; Chordata; Mammalia; Rodentia; Muridae.
ACAAAAACAGACACACUGAUCCGUGGAAUCAAAUUAAAGACCCAGACAUAAAUCCACACACCUGUGGACACUCGUUUUUCUAUUUCAAAAGAGGGGCGGCGGGCUGCGCCGUGCAUGCGUCUUCCUUUCCAACCUUUGCCUUGGACCUUGCAUUCCGUGGCGAUGUUGAUGCCCAAGAAGAAUCAGAUUGCCAUCUAUGAACUCCUUUUUAAGGAAGGAGUGAUGGAUGCCCAAAAAGAUAUUCAUGUGCCCAAACACCCCGAGCUGGCAGACAAGAAUGUGCCCAACCUUCAUGUCACGAAGGCCAUGCAGUCUCUCAAGUCUCGAGGCUACGUGAAGGAGCAGUUUGCUUGGAGACAUUUCUACUGGUACCUCACGAAUGAGGGCAUCCAGUAUCUCCGAGAUUACCUGUACCUACCUCCGGAGAUCGUGCCUGCCACCCUGAGCCGCAGCCGUCCUGAGACUGGUAGGCCUCGGCCCAAAGGUGCAGAGGGUGAGCGGCCUGCAAGAUUCACAAGAGGGGAGACAGACACCUAUAGAGGAGAGCUGUGUCCCCCUGGAGCUGACAAGAAAGCUGAGGCUGGGGCUGGCUCAGCAACAGAAUUCCUGUUUAGAGAAGGCUUCGGCCAUAGAUGUGGUCAGCCACCUCAGUGAAGUUGGAGAUGAUGUCGUGUAAAAUAACUUUAAAGAAAAACAUGAAGCGGGGGGGUGCAGAAAGACACAUGGAGAAAAAAACACAGCACCUUCAACAAGCAGUGCUCAUCAAACUGGAUGUGCACAUGUAGAAGAAUGUAAAUAGAUCCACACUUAUCACCCUGCACGAAACUCAACUCCGAAUGAAUCAAAAAUCUCAACGUAAAACCAGCUCCACUGGACCGGAGAGAAGAGAAAGUGGGGAGUAGCUUUGAACUCAUUGACACAGGGAAAACCUUUUUGAACAGAACACCAACAGCACAGAGACUCUGACCAACAAUGAAGACAUGGGACCUCGUGACGCUGAGACGCUUCUGCACUGCAAAGCACACCGUCAUUCAGACAAAGCGUCAGCCUACAGAAUGGGAAGAGUCUCUUACCAACUAUGCAUCUGAUAGAGGACUAAUAUCCAAAAUAUAUUUUUAAAAAACACCCUAGGUGUCAAGGAA